GCGCCGACCUGCGGAGCGGCGACCGGGGGCGACUGGGCUCGCUCGGCUGGCAGGCAGGCAGGCAGGCAGGCAGGCGCGCUCCGGCGGUGCUCACAGGUGGGCGACUCCGCCCGGCACGCCCGAGCCCGCCGCGUGGGGCCGGAGACGCAGCGGCGUCCAGGGGGGAGCCGGUCCUCCUCCCGGUCCCUGCCUUGGUCGCCCGGGCAGGCGUUGGCGUUAAUGAGAAGCGAGGAUGUGUUUAUAAGAUGUAAGUUGAGUUCUUACCACCUUUACCUUCCGAGACCUGUGCCUCAUGGUGACAGGUACAAAUCGGUACACCAAAGGGCAAUAUGAAGCCAGUCAAAAAAAAGAAAACUGAAGAGCCUGAAUUGGAGCCCCUGUGCUGUUGCGAGUACAUAGAUCGAAAUGGGGAAAAGAACCACGUGGCUGCCUGUUUGUGUGAUUGUCAGGACCUCGAUGAAGGCUGCGACAGAUGGCUUACCUGUAAAUCACUUCGGCCGGAGACUUGCGAAAGAAUCACGGAUACAAUUUCUGAUCGCCUCCGAAUCCCUUGGCUCAGAGGAGCCAAAAAAGUUAAUAUUAGCAUCGUCCCUCCACUCGUCCUUCUGCCAGUUUUCCUUCAUGUGGCUUCCUGGCACUUCCUGCUGGGGGCGGUGGUUCUGACCUCCCUUCCCGUGCUGGCACUGUGGUACUACUACCUCACUCACAGGAGGAAAGAGCAAACGCUGUUUUUCCUGAGCCUCGGACUGUUCUCCUUGGGCUACAUGUACUAUGUGUUCCUGCGGGAGGUGGUCCCCCAAGGGCGCGUAGGGCCCACUCAGCUGGCCCUUCUCACCUUCGGGUUAUUUCUGAUACUCCUAGCCUUGUACCGAGCCAAGAAGAAUCCAGGCUACCUCAGCAACCCAGUGUGCAAUGACAAAUCCCCAAGCAACAGCCAAAUUGAAUGCCCAGCCAAAAAAGGGCAGGAGAAGACCAAAGGGUUCCCCGGCACAGAUACCUCGGGGAGCCUCAACAACCGGACACUGAAGGACGAUGUUAGGGGUUCUUCCAGGGUGGGGCUUGACAGCCCUGCCAAAGUGAAGGAAGACUGGUGUGCCAAGUGCCAGCUAGUACGACCCGCCCGGGCAUGGCAUUGCCGGAUAUGCGGUAUUUGUGUAAGGAGAAUGGAUCAUCAUUGUGUCUGGAUAAAUAGCUGCGUCGGAGAAUCAAACCACCAAGCAUUUAUACUUGCCCUUUCCGUCUUCUUGCUCACCUCGGUCUACGGAAUAUCGCUGACCUUGAACACCAUUUGUAGGGAUAGAAGCCCCUUCACGGCUCUCUUCUACUGUCCUGGAGUUUACGCUAACUACAGCUCAGCCCUGUCCUUCACCUGUGUGUGGUACUCUGUGAUCAUCACAGCGGGCAUGGCCUACAUCUUCCUCAUCCAGCUGAUAAACAUCAGCUACAACGUAACGGAGAGGGAAGUGCAGCAGGCCCUUCGGCAGAAGACCGGGCGCCGGCUCCUCUGCGGACUCAUCGUGGACACAGGCCAGUACAACAGGGGCUUCCUGCGCAACUGGCUCCAGUUCUCCACCCUCGGCACCCACACCAUCCACACCCCCGCCGAGGACAUCGUCUGAAGUGCCUUCCGUGCAGCUCUGCGGGACAUUCCUCUGUCCUUUCCAUUUCACACGUUGGUAUCCGUGAGGGAUUCAUCUCCACCGCCCACUUCUCAGAGGUACUGGAGGGCUAUGCUCAGGUUUGGAGAGAGAACCGAAGCAAGGGUCAUUUUUCUUCUGCCUUUAUAACUUAGUUUAGUCCUGAAGCAGUGAGAGUGGAGCUCUCUCUUCCUGUCACCUUGCUGACUCAGGCUCCAGAAGCCGCAGAGAGGCUGUGGAUCACACGAACCAUUCAUAUGAGGAAGGAAGUCAGUUAGAACUAGGAGCGUUCCCAGCCCUCCUUUCAAUUCUUAAUAGCCAUAAAACCCCUUGGUAGAGUCACUUUUCCCAAGUCUCAGGUUCAUCUGUAUGGGGGCUUCUGCUGCCUGGCUACCUCAUGGAGCAGCCAUCAUGGCCACCUGAGGAGGGAUGUGGAAGCACUCCAGUCCAGCUCAAGCACUAGGAGGAAUCAGGCCUUAUUAGGAAAUCCCUAGGACUGAAUUAGACCACCUGUAGGUCAGAAUAUUGAAGCCAAUACUAUUAAGACAAUCAGUUUGUACAGUUAUGGAAAUUCUCCGUGUUAGACCUUGUUCUCACAGCUUAGCAACGACAAGAGGGCCAACGCUAGUCAUCUUGUCUUGAGAAGGACAGCUGAGGAAAAUGUAAAUUAUUAUGUGUGCAGUGUGUAGUGGGCAGAAAUGUAGGUGACAAAUAUAUUUGUUAAUGUAUCAUUUUAUAUUAUAAUUCUAACAGGUUUUGCCCUCCUCCCACGUCUUACCUGGGUGAGGUGCUAGCACACGGUAGCUAGAAGGAGAGGAGACUGUCCUCUGAGAACAUUUUCCCUCUUUUGUGGCUGUGGAGGCUGAUGAAUAUCAAGGGCUUGAUUUUUUUUUUUAUUAUUGUUCAUGUAUUUCCAGUGCUGUAGAUUUACAGCACUAAAUGGGAUCAUCAGCCUGGCGUGAACUCUCUCCGGGGUGACUGACACCUUCCCAUAUCCACAUGGCUGCUCAUUCGUCCUCCCAACGAACACGCAUCUCACUAGGAGAGAAGAACAGGGUACAUGUGCUUCCCAGCACUGAAUAGAACACUGCUUUCCAGCUCUUCCCCAGUACCAAAAUUGUUCCUUUGAAACCUGGGGAAGACUGCAGAAUGGGCAUAGAAAUGGGAGAUCCAUAUGAGGAAAACUCCCAUCAGGAGGCAUUUGUUUUUCACACGUGUACUGUUUCUGGGAUCCCAGAGAUCAAAGGUAAUUUGUGAGACCUUAAAUUUGCCUUGGCCCUGUUGCUUCGUAGAGGGGAAACAGUACUUUGUGGUUUUUUGUUGCUGGUUGCUGUUCUGUGCCUGCUUGUAGGCACUGAGGAAAUGCCCCUGCUUCUUGGCUUAGUCUGCCCUUUGCGCGGAGCACCACCCCGAGACUUGCCGUUAACCAGGGUUCUCCUGAAGGCAGGCACCACAUUUUCAUCCAGGUUUGUCAUUGCUCUCCCUAGAGGUCUAUUGUUUAAUAAAUAAUAGACUCCAUAUUCCACAGGGUAAGCCAGAGCAAGCCUGGGGAUGUUCGCUGGCUGCAGUUUCCACGGCGAUGCCUGUCUCUGGCCCAGAGUCAGACAUUCAUUCAGAAUGAAAGUUGGCUUGGAUACAACUAAUUUCUGUCUUUGUGGGUUUUAGGUAAGAGAGAUGGUAGUAAUGUCAAAGACAGCGUAUGUGGGCAGAAAUUGGUAGUUUUCAUGUCUCUUGAAUGCCGGUAUGUAUUCAGCUCUGAACAUCUAGCUGCUGAGAAAAUGUACAGAAAUCGGAUAGUCAGUCCAUGUGCCUGCUGCGUCUUCAGCAGUAGUGCGCUUGGGAUGUGAAGGUGAGCACUACCCCAAGACCUAGCAUUGGGAGGAUUAGGAAUGAGUACCCUCUUUCUCAGAGCUUGCCACUCAAGGGUCACAUGAAUGAGGCCACUCAGUUUCCUUCCAUGGAUGGGGACUCCUUGUUGGCUCUGUGGCUCCCUUGACUUAAGAAGCCAGAAUUUCUUUUCUUUUUAGAUUUUAUCUUGUACGUGCGUGCGUGCGUGCGUGCGUGUGUGUGUGUGUGUGUGUGUGUGUGUGUGUGUGUGUGUGUGUGUGUACGUGUACAGGGGAGGCCAGAAGAGCUCCCCUGGAGCUGGAGUUACAGGCAGCCAUGAGCCAGCUGUCAUGGGCACUAAGAACUAAACUUGGGUCCCCAGGAAGAGCAGCACAUGCUCCUAACUGCUGAGCCAUCUCUCUAGCCUCCAAAGCUGAAGUUUCUGGAGAACUUUGGCAGUUUGUAGGAGGAAGCUCAAACCUGUAAGACGAUCCUUGCUUUGUGGAUCGUUCAGUCCACUCAUUCGUCCUCCUCUUCCCCCUGCCUCCGAUCUCACUAGGAGAGAAGAACAGGGUACAUGCGCUUUCCAGCACUGAACAGAACACUGCUUUCCAACUCUUCCCCAGUACCAAAAUUGUUCCUUUGAAACCUGGGGAAGACUGCAGAAUGGGCUCUCCUUCUGCCAUAGAAACGGGAGAUCCAUACGAGGAAAAGUCCGUCUUGAGGUGUUUGCACACGUGUACUGUUUCUGAGAUCAAAGAUAACUUGUGAGACCUUAAAUUUGCCUUGGCCCUGUUGCUUCGUAGAGGGGAAAUGGGGAAUGUGCACUCAGCUUUUUGUACUUCGUUUCUAAGAGACAGCCAAUCAGAGGCUGUCUACAAUGAGACCUUUGUGCUUUAUGAUCCUAAGUUGUUUGUGGGGUUUUGGCAUUCUCCAGACCGUAGAUUUAAUUGGAGUCUUCAGAAAGGCAAGGCCUCUGUGAACGGGUUGUCCCAAGCAUCCAUGGAGAAGCCAGCAGUCCCUCGACCGUGGGAGCAAGUACUCCCCACAAAGGUGACUCCAGAUAAACAGGUCCUCUUGUCCUGCAUUUGAGCCUCAUAAAAAUCCCUCCCUGUUCUGAUCCUUUACACUACUACCACACCAUUGUGUAUAUUCCCAGGAAGGAGGCCUUGAGCCUGCUUUUGAAAAACUCAAGGAAAAACACAGGAUGGAGACUGGAAGGAAGGAGAAAUCCCUUCCUUGAUAGAAAUGUGUCUUAGGAGCUUGCAAAGUACCGUGUAGGCCCCCCUCACUGCCUCGUCUGCAGGCCACUCUGAUGCCGCUAAAAUGAAGCCUUAAAUGUGUUUUGGGGACAGUGCUGUCUGCUCCCUCAGCCACAUAGUUGCUAGGAUAUUGUAAAUCUCUGCUCUCCAACUGGCAUUUUCCUCUGAUGAAUGCAUUGACUGUCGUCCACUGUACCGCCUGCCUAGAAGGAAAACUGCUGUAAACUCUCUUAUGAAAUACUCCUUGGUACUCUGAUAUUUUUAGCAAAAGAAAACUUUGUAUUCUAUAACUUCCCACUGCCAGAAAACACAAUGCCAGUAAGAGUCUAUGUAAUACUGAUAUCUACCUAACAGACUUCCUUCUUGGGGUAGGACAUCAGCUUUUUAGUAUAAAGCUCAAUUGACAGAAGUAAACACCUGUAGAAGCACAGCUUUAACCAUGAAGCUUAAUAAAAGCAGUGCUCCAUGCACUCAUCUCUUUAAACUAGCCGAGUAGGUUUCUGUGAUGGAACUUCCUGUUAGCCAUGUUUUGGUACCCUGCCAUUCGAAAAGGAGCCUUCUUGUACAAACAGUGGGUUCGAGCUGAGCUGGAGGCACCUGCUUGGAGCCUGGUUUGCUCAGCAUAAGUUUGGCAAGUGAACUGUUUCAUGUUAAACACGCAGAGGCCGUGUGGCGAGAAUGAGAGCCACGCUAACUAAACUGAACACCAAAUGAAACUCAGGGUGUUCUUGUGAAUGUUUGCUGAGAUUCAUGUAACUGCUCUGAAGCAGUGGCCACACUGAAUCCUGAUGCUGACGGACAGCUGUCUGAGCCUGAGCUGGCUCUGUGCAUUUCACCGUAGGACCGGCAGGCUGGAUGGUUAGCAGAGCACGUGGCUCUCUCCACCUUGGGCUUGUGAUUUAUAAGUACUGGAGAUGUCCUGGUGUCGCUUUUCACCUUUAAAAAUCCAUACUUAAAAGGCAAAGCUUUAAACCCAGAGCUAGUCUGCUCUAAUGAUACAAAUAAAAGUUUUUCAGGCUGAUCCAUUGACAAGGUGCCAUGUAACAGCAGCAAGCUCAUGCAUGGUGCCAGGGCCUGGGUGACUUGAUGAUUUGUUAUGUCUUUGGGGCCUUUUCAUUUGAGCUGAUUUCUAUGUCUGAUGGUAGACUAAAUGAAUCCCAGGAAUGGCUUUAAUAUUAAAUUCAAUAUUUAAUGUGGAUGGCCCAACAACAUGAAGUGGGAUUCCUCAAGCCAAACUGGACUCAGUACUCUUUUUGUCACCGUAUCUUUGCACCUCAGACUCAGAUGUAAGGCCUUUAAAAUGGAAACUUUACAAACUCCUGCCAUUUGUGCAAACUAAUGUCCUGUGACCGUGCUGUUUAAAAGGAAAAUAAAGUGCUUUCUUUUCUGAAAA
Molecule: messenger RNA, 6119 nt
Organism: Mastomys coucha (southern multimammate mouse)
Lineage: Eukaryota; Metazoa; Chordata; Mammalia; Rodentia; Muridae
Gene: Zdhhc23
Product: zinc finger DHHC-type palmitoyltransferase 23
Exons: 5
Coding region: 330-1619 (429 amino acids)
Biological process (GO): peptidyl-L-cysteine S-palmitoylation; protein targeting to membrane
Cellular component (GO): Golgi apparatus; endoplasmic reticulum
Molecular function (GO): protein-cysteine S-palmitoyltransferase activity
Source: RefSeq, a predicted model, not a curated record